GAAGGUUUAAACCUCCCAAAAAUUCAAUUCGAGGCUGCUGAUAUCGCGACGCGUACGGCAGGUCGUGGUUGUUCGUCCGCGCGAUGAACUUGCUGCGCGCAGUUUAUAAAAUGACAACAGCGCCGUCAGAACUUGCUAAAGAUGGAGGAGAAAAGGAGGAUGAGGAAUUAGACGCGGACGACGAGGAAGAGCACGAGGACGAGCUAGAGGAAGAGACGCGCGACGAGCGGUUCGACGCGAUUGUUCAGGACCUGCACAGCCGCGUCUCGACACAGGAGCUGAACCAGCGAUUCGGGCGUUUACUCGCCAAUAUCAGCACUUCUGACGACGACGAUGGACAGGAAGUGUACCUGACGCUCGUGCGCGGGGAGGAGUUGGCGGCGGAGGAGUUUGCUGCUUGUUUUGAGAUUAUGAAGAAGAAUAUGAUGCAGUUGUAUAAAUCCUCGACCAUGGGCUGGACUUCACGAGAGAGAAUGGCAGAGCUCAAAGAGCCAGGUCUGAUCUACAUCCUCAUCAAAUCCUCGCCUCCUCAACAGCCCACCACCUCCUCUCCACUCGGCUUUGCAAGCUUCAUGGCAACCUGGGAAAACGACGAACCAGUAGUUUACUGCUACGAACUACAACUCCCGCCCCAGCUUCGCGGGAAGGGACUCGGCAGGCGCGUGCUGGAGAUCAUCGAGACCGUCGGCGCGAGCGUCGGGUUGCCAAAGUGUAUGUUGACGGUGUUUAGCGCGAAUCCGGCGUACGAGUUUUAUACGCGGAUGGGGUAUACGCCGACAGAUUUCUCUCCCGAGCCAACAGUCUUGCGGAAUAAAGUGCUACCGCCGUCAUAUUGGAUUUUGGAAAAGACACUCACACCAACCAGCAUAUAACACAGCAUACCACAAACAAAUAAAAAAAUUACUCAUCUAUAUCUGAGCCACAGCCUUGCGCGGCUCCUCGCCGCCAUCAAACUCGAUCCGCAACGUCGCCCGCAAAGUGUCCGUCAGGAUCAGCAUGAUGCCGAUCGCAUACACGAGCGUGACGGCGUA
Messenger RNA from Myxozyma melibiosi, 1031 nucleotides. RefSeq names its product acyl-CoA N-acyltransferase. Gene Ontology annotation, cellular component: nucleus. The record is from RefSeq and is a predicted model, not a curated record. The transcript is spliced from 3 exons. Gene Ontology annotation, molecular function: histone H4 acetyltransferase activity; protein N-terminal-serine acetyltransferase activity; histone H2A acetyltransferase activity. The coding region runs from base 84 to 872 and encodes 262 amino acids. NCBI's taxonomy places the organism in Eukaryota, Fungi, Ascomycota, Lipomycetes, Lipomycetales, Lipomycetaceae.